AUGGAUAGUUUAUACACUAAUUUCUUGCGGUUUCCUUCGCUGAUUCAUGCCAACGCUAAGCCCUCACAUUUUGAAAAUGAAAUGGCAUGGCGGUUUUCCAAAGCAGAUAUACGUUUGCAUACUGGUUAUGCUGAUUUUCGUUAUGGUGCGUUUGUCCCUCGUUGGAAAGUACAAAAUUUUUUGACACAAUUAGGAAAAUCAGGUUUCGACAAAGAGAAACUAAGGCAGGCAGAUCACUAUUUUUCAAUUUGGACGAAUCAGUAUCCAUGGUUAUUGAGCAAUCCGCCUUAUAUGGCAAAGGGCGGAACUAAAGCUACAGAUGGAGAUAUCGCUUAUUUGAGUACUUUAGAUCACUAUACCUAUGAUGCUGUCCGCCACUUAUCAAGGAGUUUAACGGCACAUCAGUCAGAAGCCCCUCAGGAUUAUUUUGAUCGACGAGAAGAAGUCCCACCAUUGGUUUAUCGUGAUGUACGCUCUUCUUGUGCUAAUGAUCGGUGUCUCUUUAUGACCAAUUUAGAUCCUUUCGUAAAACCUACAGAUAUUGAUUUCGAUUACCGCAAUAUCACGUCUAUCUUAGCAUGGGAGAAGGCCUAUGCAAAAUUAUCGACAAUACCCAACUCUAUCGAAUGGGACGAGUUUUCCUAUCACCAGGCUGUGGACAAUGAUCCCAAUACUUGUUGGCAUACUAUUCGAACUCCUAAAAAGCAUGAUUAUUUUGGUCUUAUGUUUGUUGGCAGCACUCGUUCUGAUAAAGUAACACUAUAUACCACGAAUGAUCUUUUAAAGCAGAAAUAUCAUCCUGAAAAACAGUUUUCAAUAUCGGUAUUACAAAAUGAUGACACCUGGAUUCAAUGUAAAUUGACAAUGAUAGACAACAACAAUAGCCUGAAAGCCACUAAAACAGGAGCAGCUUUGAAUAACGUACAACGCGUAACAUUCAAUUUAAACUGCCCCAAUAUCAAAUAUUUUAAGGCUCUUAAAGUCACCUUCCUGAGAGAUCAAAAAGAACCAUUUGAAAUAUGUGGUCUAACGCUAGACAAUGUAUCUGUUUAA
This is a messenger RNA of Mycotypha africana, 1053 nucleotides long. RefSeq lists its product as uncharacterized. The record is from RefSeq and is a predicted model, not a curated record. The coding region runs from base 1 to 1053 and encodes 350 amino acids. Gene Ontology annotation, biological process: methylation. NCBI's taxonomy places the organism in Eukaryota, Fungi, Mucoromycota, Mucoromycetes, Mucorales, Mycotyphaceae. The transcript is spliced from 4 exons. Gene Ontology annotation, molecular function: methyltransferase activity; nucleic acid binding.